Molecule: messenger RNA, 5148 nt
Organism: Stegastes partitus (bicolor damselfish)
Lineage: Eukaryota; Metazoa; Chordata; Actinopteri; Pomacentridae
Gene: tp53bp1
Product: tumor protein p53 binding protein, 1
Exons: 28
Coding region: 290-5005 (1571 amino acids)
Biological process (GO): positive regulation of transcription by RNA polymerase II; DNA damage checkpoint signaling
Cellular component (GO): nucleus
Molecular function (GO): histone binding
Source: RefSeq, a predicted model, not a curated record
CAAAGAUAUAGAUAAUCAGUAUUUUAGUCUAUACUUAACUAAAGUGCUGGCUUCUUGGUGAAUCUAUAUGGCAUCGGGAGUGUAAUAAGAUUUCUCCGGAGCUCUUCAGCGGGCAGCAGCCGGCAGUUGGGCGGAGCGUUAGCAUCCUCGCCUAUUAACUUUAGCUAACAUGCUAGCCCCGGCUAGCUUCAGGUAACAAUAACAGGCUCGUUGUCUCCCCACUGCCCGGACAGCUAACAGCAGCUCGGCCAGGUAGCAGCAGCCCUCCCCCCGUCCUCGGCCCGACCUCAUGGAUCCCGGUGGAAGCGAACUGGACUCCAGCCUGCCUCAGCCAGAGAACCCGUGCCUGAUCGUGGAGGACUCCCAGCCGGACAGCGUCGCUCUGGAGGACGACCCCGAGAGCAGCUACCGAGCGCUGCUGGCCCGCCGCCUGUCCAGCCUGCAGCCCACCGCCCGCAGCCCGGUGCUGGAACUGAUCUCAUCACCUUUAGGAAGCAGAUGCUCUCAGACUGACAGCCAAUCAGAGAACGACCACACUGAACCCGACAUUCUCACAGCGACCAACCCCAGCUCAGCAUUCAUGGAGGAGAGUCAAGUUUUAAACAGCUGUCCGCCUCCAAACAAGAAAAAUUGUGUGCCAGAGGACGCCGAAAUGGAUUCUGGAGCUGAUUCUACGACACACUGUGUUCAGUCUGAAGGAGGAAAUUCCCAGUUUGGUUUUCUGGAGCUCUCUCAGAGUCAGGAUCUGAACAGUCAGGAAGGAGGAGUCGCCUUUCAGUCGGACAGCGGGAGACGCAGCAAGUUAGAGCAGAACUCCAGGACCUCAGAGAGUCAGGACAACAAAGCAGUGAGGUCGGAGGUGAGCUCCAGCAGCUCCUCGGAGUCUUUGGGUCAGUCGGGUCGGCAGCUCAGCGUCCAGGCUCUGCUGCACUCGCAGAACCUCCAGACCUCUGCUGAGCAGGACCAGCAGGACGGCGAGAUCCUGUCGUCGCAGGAGGAUCUGUUCGACGGCGACAAGACGAGUGCUGCGGUCGACAGCACGGUGUCCGAGCCGGACCAGCAGGGUCCCCCAGCAGCGACGCCGGCCAACACCCUGCGCCUGCUGCACCUGUCUGGACAGGGAACGCUGGUGCAGGAGAGUCUCUCCCAGAGUUCUAUUGACUACGUUGCCCCCACGCCGGACAACUUCACCCCUCUGAUUGUUCCCAGCUCUCCAACCGCGGCAGAGAACGAACACGGUGCUGAUGAGCCGAUGGACACUUCGCUGCCUCCGGAUGACCGAGCCGGAGAAAAGGAAGAACCGAUGGAAACCGAGGCUGCCUCGAAGCCCCUCCCAUCCGCCUCCACCCCCGUAUCCCAGAACUCCCCUGGUUUCUCAUUAAAGGGAACUCUCUCUGUGCCGUCCCAGCCGGAGUUCUCUCACGACGUGUUUGCACCAACGCAGAGCCAGGAGGCGCCGCAGCAGUCGGACAGGAAGUCAGCAUCUUUGCCUUGUGAGACUCAGUCUCAGCACGUGGAGUCAGCUCCCUUCACUUUGCCUUUGCAGCUCUCUGCCAACACGCAGGGCAGCAGCUCACAUCAGCCGACCUCGCAGCAGGUUGAGGAGGACAGUCAGGCCACGCAGAUAGAAGAGCUGGAGGAGCCGCCCGGCGUCGACACCAGCGACGCCGUGAGCUCGUGUCGCGACCAGAAGCCAGAGAGUAACGCCGUCCCCUCAGAGUCACAAGCUGCCACAAGCUCCAAAGCUUCCACCUCUGCUGAAUCACCAAAGCACCACAGCGAAAGUACCAGGAUGGAACAGCACAAACAGACGUCCCUGAAUGUACAACAUGUGAAUGUAAAAGGCGGCGAGAACGAUCGCUCUGCUGACGUGGUGUCCUGCUCUCAGCCAAAGCUGGGCUCCUCUGGUUUGACUGUUAACAGCUGUGAGCAGGAGACUCCGUUAGACAAGACGCCCUGCAGCUUACCGUCACAGUCCACGAGCUCCCAGACAUCCGUCGUGGAUGUGGUGAAGAGUUCUGUGAGCGCAAAGAGUCCGUCUGUAGAUUCACAGCAGCGUUCAGCGGAGGAGGACAAGGAGGACAAGGAGGACAAGGAGGACAAGGAGGAGAAGGAGGAAGAGGACGAGGAGGAGGAUGAGGAUGAGGAGGUGAUGAUGGAGGAGCAGAACACUGGAGACACCUCAGGAAUGGCUCUGGUUCUGUCCCAGAGUCAGCUGCUGUCUCCAGAGCCCAUGGAGGAGGAGGACAGUGAGAGAGACUCCCAGAUCCGUCAGAAAGAGGUGACGCCGCCGUCCAGCCAGCCCGUCAAAAAGUCCGUCUCCACCAACGGCCACGAGUCCCAGGUUCAGGAGAAGGAGGCCAACGAGGCUCCUGAUAGGCUGCUGCAGACCGAGAGGGCGGGACGUGAAGCAGAUGGCCUCAAAGACAAAAGUCUGAGCGACAGUUCAGGAGAAAUCUCCUUCCACUUCACGCUUCCUAAAGAAGGCGAGUUGAUCGGUCCAGUUGUCGGCACCACGCCUCCUUUAAUCAACCAGCUGAAGCAGACGCUGAGACACAGCACUCCCAUCGAGAUCCCCUCCUUCUCUGAGAAGCCGGACACGGCGGGCGACGUCUCCGUGGAUGUGGCGAUGGCUGCCAGUGACAUCGUGUCGGGGGAGAGCGCGGAGAACUCGGCGGAGAAAGGAGACGGGAAGCUGAGCCUGAGGAUGAAGCUGGUGACGCCUGUGGAGGAGGGCAGCUCGGAGCGCUUCAGCCUGCAGAAGCCGACGCUAUCAGAGGAGGACGGAUCUGUCGUCAAGGUUACGACUGUUUCCAAGGCUGUGAGCAGCAGCCCGUCGGUGUUCAGUCGGGUCAGGCAGGUGCACCGGCAGCAGCAGGAGGCGGAGGAGGAGAGUCAGCCUGCAGGCAACUCUACACCUAUCAGAUUAGAAAAGCAAAUCAAAAAGUUGCCUAACCUCUUCACUCGAGGCCCAAAGAGGCUCCAUGCACAGCUACGUCAGCGGACAGUUUCCCAGCAGACCAGCUUCGAUGCUCCGGGGCUUCGCUCCCCAGCUGGCCGGGGAGAACCGGAGUCUCCGUCCUUCAGGAGAGCCACAGUGCCGACGCACCGCAGACACGUACGCACCAUCCAGGAAGUCCGAACCACCACCACGCGGAUCAUCACAGACGUUUACUACGAAGACGGCAAAGAGGUGGAUCGCACAGUCACCGAGGAGAGCGAGGAGCCGGUGGUGGACUGUCAGGUCUUGGACAGCGACAUCUCGCCGUGCCGCACAGGAAGCAGCUCGGUGACCUCCGGCGACCUUGCUGACAUCAGCUCGCUGUCGUCCAAGGCGUCCAGCCUGCAGCACAGCUCCGGAGGAACCAGCAACAGCACCGGCCUCAGCAGGCCCGAGUUCAUCAUGCCGCCCAGCAGAGGAGCCAAAUCCUUCAGGGGAGGUGGUUCUGGCUCUCUGCAUAGGUUCACUCACGCUCAGCCUCAGUCCUCCUCGGAGGAUGAACCCUACGGCCGCAUGCUGCCUCCUCGCCUCCCCGUCAGCCCCACGGACCACGAGCUGCCCAGCCGCUCCGACUCGCUCAGGUCGUCGCCGGAGGAGGCCAGCUCGGCCGGCAGCAGCUUCGUGGGCCUGCGGGUCGUGGCCAAGUGGUCGUCCAACGGCUACUUCUACUCGGGCCGCAUCAUAAAGGACGCCGGCGAGGGGAGGUUCCGCCUGCGGUUCGACGACGGCUACGAGUGCGAGGUGGCCGGGAAAGACAUCCUGCUGUGUGAUCCGAUCCCUCUGGAGACGGAGGUCACGGCUCUGCUGGAGGACGAGUACUUCAGUAUAGGUGUUGUGAGGGGCCAUAAAACCGAGGGCCAGGAUCUGUUCUACUGCGUGGAGAAGGAGGGCCAGAAGCAGUGGUACAACCGAACCGCCGUCAUCCUGUCACUGGAGCAGGGAAACAAGCUGAGGGAGCAGCACAGCCUCGGGCCCUACGAACCGUCCACGCCUCUGGCAAAGGCCUCUGACAUCAGCCUGGAUAACUUGGUGGAGGGGAAGAGGAGGCGCCGAGGGGCCCCCGGAGGUCAGAACACCCCCAACCGCAGCUCCUCCAGCAGCCCGCGGACCCCCGGACCCUCCGGCAAGAGGAAGCUGCUGAGCGCCGACGACAGCCGGUCGGCGGCUAAAAGAGGCCGCAGGGGGGCCGGAGCCAGAGCCGCCCAGCGGGUCGGCGUGUGCAACACCUCCGGCAGCGGCACCGACCUCCCGGGUCAGUCCUGCGACGUAGCAGAGUCUCACGGCCCGCUGCCCCAAAACACGUCUCUUUUCAUGGGCUUCGCUUUCAUGCUGACGGCUUCGUCUGAGGUCGACCGGCUGACCAACAAGCUCACGAGUGACGAUGAGGAAGAUUAUGUGGAGACGGGUCCAUAUAACAAAUCGUACACAGAGUCCCAGCUGCAGGCAGGUGGAGGCUUCAUCCUGCCGGACUUCAAUGAAGAACAGUGUAAAGCAGCGUACCAGAGCCUCCUCAUUGCGGACCAGCACAGUCGCACCAGGAAGUACUUGCUGUGUUUGGCCAGCGGCGUGCCGUGUGUGUCGCACAUGUGGGUGAGAGACUGCUGCAGAGACAACAAGCUGCUCAACUACAGGAACUACCUGCUGCCCGCCGGCGUCGGGCCGGACGACGCCAUCGUAGAGUGGCAUCCUCGCUGCAGCCCGUUCAAGACCCUGCGAGUCCUUCUGGUGUUUGAGAAGCCAGUGGAGCUGUGGGCCCAGCUCAUCACGAUGGGAGGAGGUCCGUCUGUCCGGCACUUUCAGGCAGAGAAGGACAGCUCUGACAUUCCUGCUGGCAAGUACGACGUUGUGGUGGCGGAUGUUGCCUGUCCGCCGUUGGUAGAGAAAAACGCAACAUCACAGGAAGUCCCGCUCGUGUCCCCCGAGUGGCUCAUCCAGAGCGUCAUCUGCGGGGAGCGCCUCGGUUUCCGUAGCAAGCCUCAGUAUCGCCACGACUACGCCUCAUAAUCAACCAGACUCCACAAUGUGCAAAAAUGCCUUCGACCAAGUUAAAUGUUGAGCGUUAGUUCUGUUGCAUGCCUCUGCUGUAUAUAACUUUAUCCUGUCUGUUUUUAAUGGGAUAAUAAAUUGUGAUCCUUGUUUCAUUUUAA